Gekko japonicus is the source of this 2167-nucleotide messenger RNA. Its product is annotated as protein farnesyltransferase subunit beta-like. Gene Ontology annotation, cellular component: protein farnesyltransferase complex. Bases 341 to 1615 code for a protein of 424 amino acids. Gene Ontology annotation, biological process: protein farnesylation. NCBI's taxonomy places the organism in Eukaryota, Metazoa, Chordata, Lepidosauria, Squamata, Gekkonidae. The transcript has 12 exons. Gene Ontology annotation, molecular function: protein farnesyltransferase activity. The record is from RefSeq and is a predicted model, not a curated record.
AGCGCGCCAUGAAUCACGGCAAGCGGCCAAGUUCUGAGUCGGGAGAGCCCUCCGGACCAAAACGGGACGUGUUGCGUCAGCGGGAACGGAGGGGAAUCCCCUCCCGGACGAGACACUCCCCGGCCUCGCAGCGGCUCACGAGCGCCCCCGCGCGGCAGCAGGGCGGUCCUGGCGGCCUCCUCCGCGUCAGAGAGGCCUCGGAGACGUUUGGCGCCCAGCCGCGCGCUCGGAGGCUUCCUGUCCCCGCCUUGUUGCCGUAGCCGGGCUUUACCCGCCGCCGCUCCUGCUGCUCCUUGGUCCUCGGUGUGUGCCGCGCGGAUCGAGCGACGCUCCCGGAGUCAUGGCGGCGGCGGCCUCCGUGUCCCCUCGCCCAGGCGCUGACCGACGGCGCCACUGGCGGAGCGCGGAAGCGGGCCGAGGGAGGCUGGAGGACGACGGCGUCCAGACCCUCACUUCGGUCGAGCAGACAAAGGUAGAGAGCAUAGUCCAAGAUGUCUUCAACGCUUACAAGACAAACCAUCAUGAUUCACAGUUUGUUUUGCAGCGGGAAAAGCACUUCCACUAUUUGAAGAGAGGGCUGAGGCAGCUGACAGAUGCUUAUGAGUGUCUGGAUGCCAGCCGGCCGUGGCUAUGCUAUUGGAUCCUGCACGGUUUGGAACUCCUGGAGGAACCCAUCCCGGACUCUGUAGCUUCAGACGUGUGCCAAUUUCUGAGUCGUUGCCAGAGCCCAGGAGGAGGCUUUGGAGGGGGACCGGGCCAGCACCCGCAUCUUGCGCCAACGUACGCAGCCGUCAAUGCUCUCUGCAUCAUUGGCACGGAAGAGGCAUACAGUGUUAUUAACAGGGAGAAGCUUCUGGAGUAUCUGUCUUCCCUGAAGCAGCCUGACGGCUCCUUCAUCAUGCACAUAGGAGGGGAAGUGGAUGUCCGGAGUGCCUAUUGUGCUGCAUCGGUGGCUUCUCUUACCAACAUUAUCACACCAACACUUUUUGAUGGGACAGCAGAAUGGAUAGCAAGGUGUCAGAACUGGGAAGGUGGGAUUGGAGGAGUCCCUGGCAUGGAGGCCCAUGGUGGAUACACUUUCUGUGGAUUGGCAGCACUGAUCAUCCUGAAAAAGGAAUACAUAUUGAAUCUGAAAAGUUUAUUAGACUGGGUCACAAGCCGCCAGAUGCGCUUUGAAGGAGGCUUCCAGGGCCGCUGUAACAAGCUGGUGGAUGGCUGCUACUCAUUCUGGCAGGCUGGUUUGCUGCCUCUCCUACAUCGAGCACUGCAUGCCAGAGGUGAAACUGCCCUCAGUAUGACACACUGGAUGUUCGACCAGCAAGCGCUGCAGGAAUACAUCCUGCUAUGUUGCCAGUGUCCUGCAGGGGGCCUCUUGGACAAACCUGGAAAGUCACGGGACUUUUACCAUACCUGCUAUUGCCUGAGUGGGCUCUCGAUAGCGCAGCACUUUGGCAGUGGGGACCUCCUCCAUGAAGUCGUGCUUGGAGUGCCAGAGAACCGCCUGCGGCCUACACAUCCUGUAUACAACAUCUCCCCCGACAAAGUGGUGCAAGCUGCGAUGUACUUUCUGAAGAAGGCUGUUCCAAACAGAGAGGAGGCAACUGCUGCCGAUUAGGAGGGGGCGGGGCUGCUGCCCUUGUUGGGUGCUGCAUGGCGCAUCUUUCUCCCAUUCAGCGUCUGGCGCGGCAGAUCGCCUCAGCCAUCCUGGAGCCCAUCCAGAGAGUUAACUUUCUCGAUCUCACAUAACUGGGCUCAACUUUGUGUGUGUGUCUUUUUCGUGAGAGCUCUGCUAGCCAUACCAAAACCAAACAGGGCCAGGUACCUAGUAGAUUGGCUGCUUGGGGGUGGAUGGUUAGAUGUGCUGGUUGCUCACUAGCAGGUGUGGUUUUGGUUUCCAAAAAAGGAGCAUGUUAAUAUUUUUAGCAUCUGUCAAACCAUCCCUGUUGUUGCACUCGCACUCUGUUAAGCAUCUUAGGAGGGCAGCUGCUCUACACUGGCCUGACUGCAGAUGAUGCCCUGAUCCAGAUGCCCUUUAGGCCAUCUGAGUUUUGUCCAUUUUACGCUCCCGGUGGUAUUUCGUGCACUAAGGGCCAGGCGCUGAGACCCCAGCUUAUCAACAGAAGACUAUAUUCCAAGUCAGCAGGUCAGAAAUAAACAAGUUGGACAA